Molecule: messenger RNA, 1630 nt
Organism: Phialemonium atrogriseum
Lineage: Eukaryota; Fungi; Ascomycota; Sordariomycetes; Cephalothecales; Cephalothecaceae
Exons: 3
Coding region: 225-1514 (429 amino acids)
Source: RefSeq, a predicted model, not a curated record
GGCUUCCAUUGUCCCAGGCGUCAACAACACUGCACUUACCAGCCACCAGCCACCACCAACCAGCGCCCCCCGACCAAGAAGGCAACGCUCUCCACACUUCAGCUCCAGAAACUUUUGCCAAACUCAGAACCGAUAUUCUCGCGCCAAAUUGCUAUCGCUUCCACGAUCGGCGCAUUGUCACUUCCCCCGUCAAUGCCAUGAUCCCUAUCGCCUCGUCUCCGUAAAUGCCGUCACCAUACGAUCGUUCCGACCGCGGCUCGUCCCGCGGCCACAGAGUAUGGGGCCACUGGGUGCCCCUGGUCCUCACCGUGACAGUCGCGACUGUCGGGCUGGCCGCGUGGGUUUGGAGUCAGCGGAGCGAUGACGACCACGACCACGACGAUGUCGAGCCGGUCCCGGAAGACCUAGACUAUGAGAAUGCCGACUACGGCGACAACCCCCCUUACGGCGCCUCGCGUGGUGAUGGCGCCGGUGCUGCUGGAUCCCCACGGGUGGCCGGCGGCGACUCUCGCCCCGGAGAGACAAGCUACGGAACCACAGCCGCCAACCAAGAAGGAUCUGCGGGAUGGGGGGCCCGUAUGUCGGGCGCAUUGCGCCGCACGCCUAGUCCGCAACAGUUCCUAGACACCGCGGGCAAGACGGUCGCUGCCGGUGUCGCCGCCGCUGGCGCGGCUGUGGGGAGCGCCCUCUCUUCCAUCCGGGAGGAAGACAAAGCCGCGUAUGCGGACCAUGAGACCUGGUCCGAGGAGGCGGAUGCUAAAAGGGAGAGACCGGCCAAGUCUUCGCAGGCCAGCGGUGCCGGCGGCGGCGCCAGUGGUGCUAGCGGGCGCCGGAAGACCGUGGCAAUUGUGGUCUCGGCUGACGGCCAUUCCGAGGAUGUCGACGCCGAUGAAUUCCAUGAGCAUGCAUCCAUACUUUCUCAUAUACCCAGCAACAUCGACUUCUCUAAGGUCAAACUGUUCAUCCUGAUCUAUGCUCCCGGCCUUAAGGACCAGUCAGGCGAUUCGGCAAACGAUUUGCCGCCUAUAUCCCUAACCUCCUCUUAUUCCAACAUUGGCCAUGAUCAGGCUCAAUCACCAGGCGACGAGGCCAAGAGUCCGCUACUGGCCGGGUCCUCCACCAACCCGGCAUACAGUGCCGUGUACUCGCAAGCUCUAGGGCUUGUCGAGAAGGAGUCGAUGGUGAUGCCGUUCACAACAGCCAAUGGCCACAUCCACAUGCUGCGCCAUCUGGAGCCUGAAGUGGUCUAUCUACAAGAAUCCCUCGCAGGCGACAAUGGAGGCGUGGUUACGCAGUUGCAGACAUGGCUCCGACACGACGUCAUCCUCGUCGUCGGCGCCGAGAGUGGCCAUGGAGGGCUUGCCGACAGCGAGUCCGAGGCGGAGAAGCCUGAAAAGGCGAUAGAGAAGUGGUGGCACAGGGAAGACCGAGUGGGCCGGGGCCGGGGAGUUGUCGUAGUUGACGGGAUGAGAGUGCAUGAUGAUUGGGCACGCAGAGUGCAAGGAAAGGAAUGAUUGAUUCGUCCACAGAGGCGUGCAUCGGGGGGGGGGUUCCGCUAACACACACUUAUUUUUGAAUAUAUGAUUUAUGUAGGGAAAACCUUCAGCACUGAACAAUUCUAGCGAGUGGC